CCUACGUGUUUCCGGUAUGAUAGAUGUUUGUUAGCAUCGCUGCUGUCUCGCUUCAAAGCUAACAGUGAUGGCAGCAGACCAGACAGAACCGGAGGUCCCGGAGAACGCGGUGGGCAGGCGUGUGUCUUGUAACGGGGAGCGGGCCACGGUGCGGUUCGUGGGUGUGGUUCCCCCCACGGCAGGCUUGUGGCUGGGGGUGGAGUGGGACGAGCCAACCAGAGGGAAACAUGAUGGCCACCAUGAAGGAGUCCAGUACUUCACUUGCAGAUACCCAAAAGGAGGCUCCUUCCUGCGUCCGGCUAAGGCCAGCUUUGGGUCGGACUACCUGACGGCGGUGAGGCGCGUGUACCACGUUGACGCUGAAGCUGUGCUCAGCGAGGAGAUGUGCAUCUCGUCCAAAACUCUGGAGUGGGCGGCCUUCAAGGAGCGCAGUAUAGAAAGUCUUCAAACAGUUCUUCUUAAUGGCUGUGAUGUGAACGGGCCUGGAGAAGACGGAGAGAUCCAGAAGACAACACCGAAUGUGAGCAUGUUGGACCUGAGUUCCUCUCUGCUGUGUUGCUGGGACGACAUGGUCGCCAUCGGUCGUCAGCUAGAACAUCUGGAGGCUCUUCAGCUCAGCUUUAACAGAUUACGUUUACCCUCGGACCCUGUGAGCCACUGCCAAGCCUUCUGCAACCUCAAAGUCCUCACACUCAUCAGCUGUGAGCUGACCUGGACUGAGAUCCUGCAUUGCGCCCCCAUGUGGCCACAGCUGGAGGAGCUUAUCCUGGAGAACAACAACAUCACGCAGCUGCACAGGCCUGAGGGCAUCUUGCAGAAACUCAAAUGUCUCAACUUGUCCAAAAACCCGGUGGACCAGGACAGCCUGCUUAACAUGGCCUCUCUGCCCAGACUGGAGCAGUUACUUUUGACCGAGACCGGAUUCUCCCACAUUCGGUUCCAUGAUGCUGCUGCAGGAGGCCGGACCGCCAUGUUUGCGUCACUGAAGAACCUCAACUUGGCGCGCAACAACAUCACUGAGUGGCGUGUGAUUGACGAGCUGGGCAAGUUACCCGCUUUGGUUCAACUUUGUUGUCGCGGCAACCUGCUGGCCAGCAGCGACCGGAACCCUCAAACCGCUAAUCAGAUCGUUAUCGCCAAACUGGGACAGUUAGAGGUCCUCAACAACAGCAAGAUCCACCCUCAAGAGAGGAGGGGGGCGGAGUGUGACUACCUGAAGAUGUUUGGCGAGGAAUGGCUGCAGGCGAGGGGGAAGAGUCAGCUCAGCGAGGAGUUCACACGUCAGCAUCCUCGCUACAUGAGCUUGAUUGACAAAUAUGGCGCCCCAGAAGAAGGUGAAGUGAAGAAGCGACAACCGUUUGCGCUUAAAAAUCAACUGUUAAACAUCACGUUUAUCUUUGUUGACGACGGCGACAGAAGGCCCGUGGAAAAGAAGCUUCUGGCCUCCAUGGAGGUCCAGAAGGUCAAAGGUCUCCUGUCUAGACUCAUAAAGGUUCCUUCGGCCGACUUGAGGCUCAGCUACACUAGCGCCAAGGUUGCUGACAGAGAAUUUGAUAUGGACAGCGACUUGAAGACAUUGCUCUUCUACGCCAUCGACGACGGAGACCACGUCCUGGUGCGCUGGCUCUAAACACACACACACUUCACGCAUAGACUUAAAUGGCAACCUCCAUAUUCAUUGCGCUUGUCACCAAUGAAUGACAUCAUCAUUCAUUUUUAGCCACGCCCUCAAACUGAUCAAUAUUUAAUAAACUAAAUCAAUGAAAGAAAAUAGAAUAUACAUGACGUUUGUUGAAUCAUCUCACUAAAAUGAACAUAAAAGACCAACUGUAUCUUUAUUAUAAAGCAUUUUUACUAGAAAUUAAUCAAAACAUAAAAAGCCUAAUCAUGGAAAGAUGUCGUCAUUAGCACCAUUCCAUAACAUCAACAAUAAUAAUAAUUGUUAUAAAAGUGUUUAUUAAUAAAAAAAGUUUUUGAUUGUUCAUCACAGUGUAAAAAGUUAAAUAUUACUCAACGUCACAUGAUCAGCUGUUUACUUUGCCGCCGCCGCCGCACAGCCGUCAUCCGGGCAGUGACACGUGAAGCCGCCGAGGCGCGGCAGACAGAGGUGACCGCAACCGCCAUUGUCGGCGCACACGUUGUACGCUGAAAGAACAAAAAUGUGAUGUCAGUGAUGUCACCUGACCAGCAGCCAUGCUAGCUUGUAGACACAUGAUAUGCUAGUUCUCACGUUAGCAUUGCAUUACAAGAUGAUUUGGUCAGUAUGUAAACCAGGGGUCUCAAACUCAAUUUACCUGGGGGCCACCGGAGCUAAGUUCUGGGUGAAGCCGGGCCGCAUCAGGUUUUCAAAAAAAAAAAAAACGCAUUUAUUAAAAACUGGAAGAAAAAAAUCAAUAAAAAAAUGCUUUUGCUUCUGCUAUACCCUACACUUUUUCAGUAUUUUGGUUCUGGUUUUCCAC
This is a messenger RNA of Doryrhamphus excisus (bluestripe pipefish), 2459 nucleotides long. RefSeq names its product tubulin folding cofactor E (gene tbce). The record is from RefSeq and is a predicted model, not a curated record. Gene Ontology annotation, molecular function: protein binding. Lineage: Eukaryota; Metazoa; Chordata; Actinopteri; Syngnathiformes; Syngnathidae.